Messenger RNA from Microthlaspi erraticum, 2490 nucleotides. NCBI's taxonomy places the organism in Eukaryota, Viridiplantae, Streptophyta, Magnoliopsida, Brassicales, Brassicaceae. The record is from the annotation of a GenBank genome assembly.
AUGGAUCCAAGACUGAUCGCAUCCACUCAAAUCAGAAGCAUCGAAAAAUUGUAUGAGGUUAUACAUGAGAAUCCAUACAUUCUUGAAAUCAUUGAUGCGGUACCUUUCAUCAACACUCCUCUACAUGUAGCUUCUGCUUCUGGAAACCUUCCUUUUGCCAUGGAGUUGAUGAAUCUUAAGCCAUCUUUUGCUAGAAAACUUAACACACACGGGUUAAGUCCAUUGCAUCUUGCUAUAGAGGAAGGUCAUACACGUUUAGUUCUAAGUUUACUCAAGGUUGAUCCUGAUCUUGUUCGUCUCAAAGGAAGAGAAGGUACGACGCCGUUUCAUCAAGUAGUGAGAAGAGGAGAGACUGAUCUUAUGACAGAGUUUCUCUUAGCUUGUCCCGGUUGCAUUAAAGAUGCAAACGUGAAGGGUGAAACCGCUCUACACAUGGCGGUUUCAAACGAUAGAUGUGAAGAGCUCGAAGUACUCUUGGGAUGGGUCCAAAGACUUCGUCAGGUGGAUGCAGAAUCGCUAGAGAUGCAGUUUUUAAACAAACGUGACCAAGAAGGUAACACAGCCUUGCACAUAGCAGCUUAUCAGAACAGAUUCAAAGCAGUGAAGCUACUAGUAAAAUGUUAUGCGGUUAACCGGAACAUCCAUAACCGGACCGGUUUAACCGCUCUAGACAUCUUAGAUAGCCAGAGAGAGCAUCACACAAACAGAAAGAUCGAAAACAUUCUUCGAAAAUCGGGAGGUAAAAGCGGAAAAUCUCUUCCAAAAACCAAGAAAGUGUCGGAAAUAUUGAGAUAUCCGAUUAGUUUCACUGAGCAUUUGUUCACGCAGACAGCGAGGUAUAGGAACCAGACACCAGAAGGAUCAAGAAGCGCGCUUCUAGUGAUAGCCGCACUGAUAAUCACAGCUACUUAUCAAACAGCUUUGCAGCCACCAGGAGGUGUAUACCAAGCAAAUGCAUCAGAUCAUGAAGGUCAUACUAAUAGUAGUAGUAAGAAGAGUGUUGUUGGUACUGUGGUGAUGGACCAGAGAUAUUUCUAUGUGCUUCGGAGUGUGAAUAGUAUGGCUUUCGUUGGAGCCAUUUUCAUGGCGUUUUGUUUGUUACCAGCUGGUGAAGGCUACGUAUGGUCGUUUCUAUGGAUAGCAGUGCCAUUGUAUGUUUCUUACUUGGUCUCGAUGUCGGUUAUAUCUACAGAUACAAUGUGGUUCUUCUCGGUUAGUGCCGGUUCGGUUAUAAUCGUUGUUCUUGCGUACAUGGUUGUGUUUUUCUUGCGGUGGAAACGGUCCAAGAAGAAGAUACCUGGAACAAGAAGCGAGUUGAUUCUUGAAGGUUUUACAAGUUUGGAUAUGGCCAAAGGAGUGGAGUGUAUUUGGUCAUCUUCCUCUCUUGCCCGAUUUCUUCUUCUCCGGCGGCGAGAAAGAGCACUCCUUCGCCGUCCUUUUUCUCUUCUCCGUUCUCGUCCGCGAGCGCUCGCCGUGCUUGCAUCUGCUCUCCGCUCUCCUCGUCAUCAUUCGCCGUCUCUUAAGUCGUCCUCUGUUCUCAUCGUCUUUCUUAUCCGCAAAUCACUUGCUCUAGUUACUCACAAGCUUAUUCCGGUGAAUGGAAAGUCGCCAGAGAAGACGAAGAAGCUGCAUGCUUCAGGUAAUCUUUCUCCGUUCAAGAGAGAUAUCGAUGAGCUCAUAGACGAGUUUGUGGAGGGUGAUUUGACAACGUUUGAUGAGAUGAAGAGUGUGUGGCUAUCUCGAAAGUUUUCUUACAUAUUUGAAGCCAUUCCUGACACCAAGUUAGCCUUUUUCAUGCAGUCACUGUAUGCUCAUACCAUCGGUCACAUGGUUAGUAUUGAUUCUUUUUCACGGAGACUUGGAGGUCUUUACUGUCUCUAUUGCCUUCAUGAGAUCCAACCUUUUAAACCCAAGUUCCGGAUUUAUAUCUCACUUCAAGAGCUUGGAAAAUUUAGGGAUCUUGUAGUUGAGGCAAAAGAUAAAGGUGUAGAGAUAGCUACUGUUGUGGCGAAACAAAUGCUUGACAAAAACGUGUUUAUAUUUGGAGCUGUGGACGUUAACGAAGUGUCUGCAACCGAGAAACGCUAUCAUUUAACAGAGAUUCAGAACGCAUGUAUACGCUUAGCCUAUGGAAAAUUAACCUCUGACACCGAGAUUGAGAAAUUCAUUCAUUUGGAUAUGGGUAAUGAAGUUGAUCUGAGUUCUCUACAUAAAAGGUCUAUAGAGUACGCAGAGGCCAAGAAGCGUGCUAUCAAAAGUGCAGGAGAAAUAGUGGAGGUUGAGGACAUAAAGCACAUAUCCGAAGAGAAAGAGUUGAUGGGGGAGAGAGUGGAGAAACUGAAAGAGGAAUGGGAUUCACAAAGAUGUUCAUUCUAUGAACAAACCAAGCUUGAUUCUUUUACGGCAACGACAGAGGAACUUCUGAAGGAUGUUGAACAUGAUGAGGAUGAUGGGUUUGAUGAGCUUGAUCACCUACUUUUCCAUAGCUGA